UUAGGAGCCCAGGUCUAGGCGCUGGGCGGGUUCGAGGCGGAGACCCCGGAUGCCGAGCCCUCGGAGGCAAAGAGGGCCUCUGGGAAAGGAGCCGCGCUUGCGGCGGGGGCGGGGCUUGGAGGUACAGACGCCCCUCUUCCAACUUGCACCGUGGAGCGUGAAGCCAGAAGGCGCGAGCUUCGCGCGGGGGGCGGGGCCUGGGGCGCGUGGCUGGACGAGAGCGGUGCAUGCCCCGGUGACGUCACGCCCCAGGCUCCGCCCAUUCGCGUCUCCGGCUCGACUGGCGCUGUGUGGAGACGCCAACAUGGCGGACAGUUACAGCCACGAACCAUCGGCAGCCUCCAGUAGCUACGAGGACAAACAGGAUCACCUGCCUGCUGCUGGCCACCCUCAGCUCCCUGCCACGGACACCCUCUGUCAGCCAGGACCAAGUUACCUGAGCUACAACGUGUCGGUGUGCCCCACAGCUGGCCCUUAUCAUCCUCCAUCACUCCCCACCCAGAUGCAACCGCCACCGGUCCUGGGGCACCCCCAGCAGGCACCCGUGCUCCCAAAGCCCUUGGACUGUCCUGUGCCACGGGGCGGCUCAGGAAACAGUCCCAGAGACUGUCCUACCAGCAGCUUCACCCAGAAGCUACCAAGUCCCACCAAGCUGCUGAAACCCAAGGAUGACUCCAGACAGUCCCUGCUUCACUACUGUGACACCUGCAAGAUCAUCUGCUUUGGUCCCCAGGCCUACCGCGAGCACCUGGAUGGGCAGAAACACAAAAAGAAGGAGGCAGCUCAGAAGAUGCGCGUCCAGCCCAAUAGCAGCCCUCAUGGGGUGCAGGCACGGCUACACUGCAGCCUGUGUGCUGUGUCCUGCACCGGGGCUGACUCCUACGCUGCCCACAUCCGGGGGGCCAAGCACCAGAAGGUCUUGAAACUGCACACUAAACUGGGGAAGCCCAUCCCCACCGUAGAACCAGUGCCAGGGAACUCCAGCUUGACGCAGGCCACCUGCACCAGCAAACCGGCCUCCGUCACCACGGGGAGUCCCCCUACAGCCUCUGCCAAGCCUAAGGCCUCAGCCAAGCCUACCAAGUCUGUGAUCCCUGCCAACCCCAGAGGGCCGGCCCCAAGCAGGACUGCACUGGCCAAGAGAGCGGUGGCUUCGAAGACCAUGUGCAUGGGGACUCCUCAGCCUCAGGCGGUGAGCAGCAGACCCUCAGAGAAGAAACCAGCACACCCCCUGUCAGAGGGGCCUGGGGAACCAUCCACCCAGAGAGACUCUGGGAAAGCUUCUGGAAGCUGCUGCAACUCUGAGCCGGUGGGCCUAGACUAUGUGGGAGAGGUGCCCAGCGAGGAGGGCAAAGUGAUCCGCUUCUACUGCAGGCUGUGCCAGUGCAGCCUCAACGACCCCAAUGCCCGGGACACGCAUGUGCGAGGCCGGCGGCACCAGCUGCAGUACAAGCAAAAAGUGAACUCUGAUCUUCUGAUCGAGGUCAAGCCCAGCAACAGAAUUCAGAAGCUCUUGGAGGAGAAGAUAAGGAAGCGGAAGCAGCUGACUAAGAAGCGGCUCGAGGAGAUGCGGCGCUGGCACGCAGAGAUGAGACGCUUUGACCUGUGCAGGAAGCGGCAGGAGGAGGGGCCGCAGGUCCAGGACAAGCACCCUGGACACUCACCACCCAACCAGGGCGCCCUUCCCCUCACGAGCAGGCCAGGGGCGCCCCCGUCCAGGCCUCUGCCCGUGCGGCAGCAGGAGUCCAGCAGUGACCGGCACGUCAUGUGCAAGCACGCCACCAUCUACCCCACAGAGGAGGAGCUCCUGGCCAUCCAGAAGGCCAUCUCCCACUCGGAGCAGGCCCUCAAGCUGGUGUCUGACAUGCUGGUCCAGGAGAGUCCCAGAAGCCCAGCGCAGGAGGGUGGCGAGUGCGGUGGCACCGACUCCUCUGCUCGGGCGCUGAAGGGCGUGAUGCGGGUUGGCCUCCUGGCAAAAGGCCUCCUCCUGCGGGGAGACAGGACCGUGCAGCUGAUCGUGCUCUGCUCCCGGAAGCCCACCCGCACCCUGCUGCAGAGAAUCACCCGGCAGCUGGCCCUGCAGCUCCCGAUGGUGACAGAGGACAAGUACGAGGUCUCAUCUGACACCAAAGCCAACAUUGUCAUUUCCUCCUGUGAGGAGCCCAGGAUGAGGGUCACUGUGUCGGUCACCUCACCCCUGAUGCGGGAGGACCCCUCCACGGACCAAGGAGUAGAGGUGCUUCAGCCCGACCCCGACCCAGAGGAUGUCCUGAGCCCAGAGAGGUGUCUCCAGUCACUGGCUGCCCUCCGCCGUGCCAAGUGGUUCCAGGCACGAGCCAGUGGCCUGCAGACGUGUGUGAUUGUCAUCAGAGUCUUUCGGGACCUCUGCCAGCGCAUGCCUACGUGGGGGGCCCUGCCAUACUGGGCCAUGGAGCUUCUGGUGGAGAAGGCUCUGAGCAGCACAACGCAGCCCCUGAGCCCUGGGGCCGCUGUGCGGAGGGUCCUGGAGUGCAUGGCCUCGGGCAUGCUCCUGACAGCGGGGACAGUCUGUCACGAGGGUGCUCUCUCCUUCUUCGCCACCCCUGCCUCCCCUACCAAAGAUGGGCCAGGGCUCCAGGAUCCCUGUGAGAGAGACCCGGUGGACACCCUUGGAUCCAUGACCCCCCAGGAGCGUGAGGACCUCACGGCCAGCGCACAGCACGCCCUGCGCAUGCUGGCGUUCCAGCAGAUCCACAAGAUCCUGGGCAUGGACCCUCUGCUACCCCCCAGAACCAGGCCCGGCAUGCACGUCCGGAAGAGGCUGCGGGAGGCGCGAGAGGCCCAGGAAGGUGAGGGCCAGAGGAAGCAGGCCCGGCAGGGUGGAGAAGGGCCUGUGUGAGCGGCCAGGCCUCCCACAGCCGGACCUGACAUCCCUCCAGCAGCUGCUUCGUCCUGGACUCUGGGCAGUCGUGUGUGCCUUUCCAGUAUUGUUCUAUAGGUUCCUUUAGAAACACCUGUGCUUAGAUCAUUAGAUUGAAUCGUCAGGGGACGUGAGCCCGCUGGGACAGCACCCCGCACCCCAAAGCCUGUUGCCAUGGCAGGGUAGAAGGUGCAAUGGGACAAUUUCAACCCCAGGCAUUUCCCGAGGGUGUGCAGAGGCCGGGUCUCCAGUCCCCAGGUCCAACCUGCUCUAAACUGACCACCCAUUCCCACUCCCUAGCCUAGAGGUGGCCCUGCAGCCAGAGGUCUGUGGGGCCUGGGUGGGCUUGUCCUUGAGUCGCUGCCAUGGGGAGGUGACAGGGCUGAGGGGUGGGGAGGAUGCAGUCUGGGCACUCCCUGGCCUCAGAAACAUCUGUAAUCCGACCGUCUGCCCUUACCCUGAGACUCCUCACCUCACCCCGUACCACUGAGUGCCUUCUGCUCACAGAGUUGCACCAUACUGUCUCCUGUAGGGCUGGGGCCUGCCUUUCGCGGCCAUCCUGCCAUCCGCCCUGCACAGGUUCAGCCUCUGCAGGUCCCGGGCACGCCUCCUGGGAGCAGCAUCCGGGGGCCAUGCCUGGUGCAGGGCCAGGGGUCAGGCGCCUCCCGGCACUGGUGGGCGUGGGGCACCCUCUGCCCAGCACUGCCCCGAUCCGUCCAAACCUGUCUUUGCAACAGAU
Messenger RNA from Manis javanica (Malayan pangolin), 3638 nucleotides. It is a transcript of the gene ZFR2, whose product is annotated as zinc finger RNA binding protein 2. Gene Ontology annotation, molecular function: double-stranded RNA binding; zinc ion binding; single-stranded RNA binding. NCBI's taxonomy places the organism in Eukaryota, Metazoa, Chordata, Mammalia, Pholidota, Manidae. Gene Ontology annotation, cellular component: precatalytic spliceosome. The record is from RefSeq and is a predicted model, not a curated record.